Molecule: messenger RNA, 4158 nt
Organism: Cajanus cajan (pigeon pea)
Lineage: Eukaryota; Viridiplantae; Streptophyta; Magnoliopsida; Fabales; Fabaceae
Source: RefSeq, a predicted model, not a curated record
UGCAGUGCAGACCAAACCCACAAAAGUAAGAGACAAGCCGCACAAUGGUAUUCUUCUGUUCAGUCUCUUAGUUAGUGAGUGCUAAACAAAGCAAGCUUUUUGAGUAAGCAAGCGCCUUUUUCUCUCCCUCAAAUCUCGCACCCCAUUAGGCCUCUCAUUUGGAAGUGCAUUUGCAUCAAGGGGUUGCUUAUUUCAGAUUUGGUGGUUAGGUUAAGAUGUUCACUGAAGGCCUUGACAGAAAUGCACUUCGAUGGGUUAGAGAGAAGGAAGUUCCAAUCUCAAACACUGGAUUGAGAUCUCGCAAUGAUCCCAUCAGUGCGAUGAAGAGUGGUGCUGGCAGAGGGUUUGGGUUACCACCCCCAGCAAAAUUCAGAAGUGGGCAUCUUCCUGCUAAUGCUAUACCUGUAUCAACAGCUGUGCCGGCCGAGACUGGAGAUAGCGGUUCAAAUUCUGAUAAUGAUGACAGCAUUGAAUCGGAGGAAGAAGUCUAUGGUGGCAGGUAUUCAUUGGAUUCAUCACCACAAGACCGUAGAGGUGUCAAUGGCGCUGCUAGGAGAUAUGGGAACGGGAACCUCACUCAAGGAGGACCCCGGUAUGUGAGUGAUUAUACAUACUCUGAGGUCAGUUCUUCCAGGGAAACACUGGUUGGGAGACCUGGUACUAUGAGGGAUUCGAUGAUGAGGGGGGCUUCAAACGUAAGGCAGAGUGGCUUCACGGAGGAUGAUUCAUCAGAUUCUGCAGCUAGCUCUGAAUUCUCUACCACGCAGGUAGGAGGAAGUAUCAAUGGGGCUCUGCCAAGAAGUAGAGCUUAUUUGUCCGAAGGGUAUGCUUCUAGUGUGCCUUCAAGGAUGAACGUGAAAAGUGCUGUAGAAAAGCCGCAGAAUGGGAGAAUAUCUGAUGAUGACGAUGACAUUCCCAGUGCACCCCCAUUUUGUGGUUCUACUCAAGAGAUCAGAACACACGAGGGAAUUCCUGCUUCUAGAGCACAUACUACUCCAAAGAAAGCAGCAUCAAGCACUUUGAAAUCUAUGCCUGGGGAUAAGAUAGAAACCCAUGUUGAAAAUGGGAGCCCUGAACAAUGUGUUAGAACUGCUACUGGUUCAGAGGCUGCUACAUCUUCAAAUUCACACCCACCCCGCCUGCCCACAUUUCAUGCAAGUGCUCUUGGGCCAUGGCAUGGUGUGAUUGCAUACGAUGCUUGUGUGCGUCUUUGCCUUCAUGCUUGGGCAAUGCAGUGCAUGGAAGCUCCUAUGUUUUUGGAAAAUGAAUGUGCUUUACUAAGGGAUUCAUUUGGAUUGCGGCAGAUACUAUUACAAUCAGAAGAUGAACUAAUGGUGAAGUGCAAUUCAGAGCUUUCCAGUGAGGGUGUUGCUCCAAAACCCAAAAAGCUUAUUGGCAAGAUGAAGGUGCAAGUUAGAAAAGUCAAAAUGGGCUUGGACCCUCCUACUGGCUGUAGCAUGUCAUCAUUAAUCACGGACAAAGUUAAAAUGGAAGCUGUGCGACAUCAUUUCUCCAAUUUGCAAUCAUCACUUUCAGCUGGAUGGCAAGCUCUCAGAAGAAUUAGAUUUGUACCACGCUUGCCUGCAAAUGGUUCCUUGGCGCGACAAAGCUUGGCUUAUAUGCAUGCUAGCACCCGCUACAUACAGCAGGUGUCUGGGCUCUUGAAAGUUGGUGUAACAACACUAAGGAAUAAUUCAUCUUCUUAUGAAGUUGUUCAAGAGACAUACUCCUGUUCCUUAAGGCUGAAAAGCACAGUUGAAGAAGAUGCCAUAAGAUUGCAGCCUGGAUCUAGUGAAGCCCAUAUGUUUUUUCCAGAUAGCCUUGGAGAUGAUUUGCUUGUUGAAGUUCAAGAUUCCAAGGGAAAGCAUUUUGGCCGUGUUCUUGUCCAAGUGGCUACUAUAGCUGAUGAUCCGGCUGACAAAUUACGCUGGUGGCCUAUUUAUCGCGAACCAGACCAUGAGCUUGUGGGCAAGUUACAACUUUAUAUAAACUAUUCUACUAGUGCAGAUGACAAUAGUCAUCUUAAGUAUGGUUCUGUAGCAGAGACAGUGGCAUAUGACUUAGUUAUGGAAGUUGCAAUGAAAGUUCAGGGUUUUCAACAAAGGAACCUAUUAUUGCAGGGUCCAUGGAAAUGGCUUUUGACAGAGUUUGCAUCAUAUUAUGGGGUCUCUGAGAUAUAUACCAAGUUGCGAUAUCUAUCUUAUGUCAUGGAUGUGGCAACACCAACAGCAGAUUGCCUCAACUUGGUGUAUAAUCUGCUAGCACCUGUUAUGAUGAAGGGUAGUGGCAAGACUUCUUUAAGCCACCAGGAGAACCGAAUACUUGGAGAGACCAAGGAUCAAAUAGAACAAAUACUUACUCUUGCCUUUGAGAAUUACAAAGCACUUGAUGAAUCAUCUUUCUCGGGCAUCGUAGAGGUUUUCAGACCAGCAACUGGUCAUGCAGCACCUGCCUUGGAACCUGCUGUUAAACUCUACAAGCUUCUUCAUGAUAUCUUAUCUCCUGAGGCUCAAAUUGCCUUUUGUCACUAUUUCCAGGUUGCUGCAAAAAAGAGGUCCAAAAGGCACCUGAGUGAAACAGAUGAAUAUAUUACGCAAAAUAAUGAAAGCAGUUUGAUGGAUGGCAUGGCUAUGACUACUGCUUACCAGAAGAUGAAAACCCUAUGCGUAAAUCUUAGAAAUGAGAUCUUUACAGAUAUCCAGAUUCAUAAUCAAAAUAUACUUCCUAGCUUUGUGGACCUGCCAAACCUUUCUGCUUCCAUAUACAGCACAGAGCUUUGCAAUAGAUUACGAGCCUUCCUCAUAUCUUGUCCACCUUCAGGUCCAUCAUCACCAGUAGCAGAACUUGUUAUUGCAACAUCAGAUUUUCAGAGAGAUCUUGUAAGCUGGAAUAUUAAUCCCAUCAAAGGAGGAGUAGACGCAAAAGAGUUGUUUCAUUUGUAUAUUCUUGUUUGGAUACAAGAUAAACGUCUAUCGUUGCUGGAGUCAUGCAAAUUAGAUAAGGUGAAAUGGUCAGGAGUUAGAACACAACAUUCUACUACUCCCUUCGUUGAUGACAUGUAUGAGCGGCUGAAGGAGACCUUGACAGACUAUGAGGUCAUCAUUUGCCGCUGGCCGGAAUAUACUUUGGUUUUGGAGAAUGCCAUUGCUGAUAUUGAAAAGGCCAUCGUGGAAGCUUUAGACAAACAAUAUGCAGAUGUAUUAUCUCCUCUCAAAGAAAGCAUGGCUCCGAAGAAAUUCGGGCUUAAAUAUGUCCAAAAACUUGCCAAACGAUCUACAUCUGCCUAUGGGGUUCCUGAUGAGCUUGGAAUUCAUUUGAAUUCCUUGAAGAGAAUGCUCGACACCUUGCGUCCUAGGAUUGAAUCCCAGUUCAAAACAUGGGGUUCUUGCUUGCCAAAUGUUGGAAACACUACACCUGGGGAGCGACUUAGUGAGGUGACAGUGAUGCUGAGAGCGAAGUUCAGGAACUAUGUGCAAGCUAUUGUGGAGAAACUUGCAGAGAAUACAAAGCUACAGAAUACCACAAAAUUGAAAAAGAUUCUUCAAGAUUCAAAGGAAACUGUGGUGGAGUCUGAUUUAAGAAGUAGAAUGCAGCCACUGAAAGAACAGUUAGCUGAUACCAUAAGUCACAUUCACAGUGUCUUUGAGACUCAUGUUUUCAUUGCUAUCUGUCGAGGAUAUUGGGAUCGUAUGGGACAGGAAAUUUUAAGUUUCUUGGAGAACAGAAAAGAGAAUAGAUCGUGGUAUAAAGGUUCAAGGGUCGCUGUUUCUAUUCUGGAUGAUACGUUUGCCUCACACAUGCAGCAGCUUCUAGGAAAUGCAUUGCAUGAGAAAGACCUGGAGGCACCAAGAUCCAUCAUGGAAGUUCGUUCCAUGCUAUGCAAGGAUGCUCCCAAUAACAAGGACAACACUUUUUACUACUAGGCCAAAACUACAUGUAAAUAUGAAGAGAGAUGAAUGAAUACACGGGGGUAAAAAGAGAAUGAAUGGGUCACCAAUUUUGUAGUAGGAGCAAGCAACUCAACUGCUCCCCCAGAAAGAUUCAUGUGUCUUUCAAUGGCAAUAGUAAUUCUUUUAACACAUGGUAUAUAUACAGUAAAUUACUCAUUGUAAUACCUGGUAGUAGUAAUAUAUUAAUUUAUUAGUUUCAUUUCCUUUA